UAUACAACCUGUGUAGGGCUUGUGAUGAACCCUUUUUAAGUGGUGAUUUUGUUACUAGUUUUACUGUACUAACUGUCAAAAAUAAUUACGAAAUAAACAUAAUAUACUGUAAUGUCAAUUUUCUUAUAACAUCGAUCUGAAAUUAACUUCAAAGUGUUUACAAUAGAGUGCAGUGUGUGUAUUAAAAUUACAACGGCGGAUAAUUUAAACAAUGGGAAAUUCAGGAUUAAAACAACAUUUUGAAACCUCAAAAAAAACUGGUGUAUUAACAUUAUCUAAUGAAAAAUUAACUGAAUUUCCACCACAGUUAAAACAGUUACAUGGAAAUUUACGUAGUUUAGAUAUUUCCAAUAAUAAAUUUAUUAUUUUACCCGAUGAAAUCAAAAAUUUUAAUCAAUUAAAGCAUUUUAAUUUCAGUAAUAAUAAAUUAAAAACUUUGCCCGAAACUAUUGGUGAUGUGCAAAAAUUGGAAACUCUUAAUGGUAAUUCAAACGUUUUAUUUAAAUUACCAAAAUCCUUAUCGAAUUUACGAAACUUGAAACAAGUUAGUUUAUCUAAUAAUAAUUUUCAAGAAUUUCCAUUAGUAUUUGGUGGAUUAAAACAUUUGGAUUUGUUAGAUUUAUCACAAAAUAAAAUAACAACUAUUCCAGACGAAGUAAAAUUAUUGUAUGUGAUUGAAUUAAAUGUGAAUCAGAACCAAAUAUCAACGAUAUCAAAGUCGAUUGCCUCAGCACCCCGAUUAAAAACAUUACGAUUAGAAGAAAAUUGUUUACCAAUUGCAGAAAUACACACGGAGAUUUUAAAAAAUUCAGAAAUUUCAACAUUGUCAUUAGAAGGAAAUUUAUUUGACACGAAACAAUUUAUGGAAACUGAUGGUUAUGAAGAUUACAUGAUUCGGUUUACGGCAGUCAAGAAAAAAAUGUUUUAA
Molecule: messenger RNA, 928 nt
Organism: Chrysoperla carnea
Lineage: Eukaryota; Metazoa; Arthropoda; Insecta; Neuroptera; Chrysopidae
Product: leucine-rich repeat-containing protein 57-like
Exons: 2
Coding region: 212-928 (238 amino acids)
Molecular function (GO): protein binding
Source: RefSeq, a predicted model, not a curated record